This is a messenger RNA of Mercurialis annua (annual mercury), 1457 nucleotides long. RefSeq lists its product as uncharacterized. Lineage: Eukaryota; Viridiplantae; Streptophyta; Magnoliopsida; Malpighiales; Euphorbiaceae. The record is from RefSeq and is a predicted model, not a curated record. The transcript is spliced from 2 exons. The coding region runs from base 393 to 1325 and encodes 310 amino acids.
AUUUUUCAUAUCAAGUUGAACGGGUGAAUUGGUCUUUUAUUCAAUAAAAGUCUACUUAUUAGACUCUUUUUAAAAGGUCAAUAAUGAUAUAUUAAUCAUUAUAUUAGUUUGGGUUAGUCUACGACUAUGGAUAGUAAAUGGUUAUGGACCAUACAUAUAUGGUCCAUUUAUUACCCAUAUGAAUGCACAGUUUUGUAUGUUUUCGAAUGGCCAUUGCUGGCAACUAAGCAAGUGUUAUAAUAAUGAUGCCUAUAAAUACCUUUCACUUAAUAAACAUCUCUAGUUAAGAUACAACUCCUAUAAAUUUUCUAUAUUUUAUAAAGUUCAUAGUUGUUCAAUCCAAACUAAAAUAGCGUAUUAUUUCUCAUUUUUCUAAACAAUCUUCAGUUUUAAUGGAUAAAAAAGAGAAAAUUGUACGGUUUAUGCGACAAUUGAAAUUAGAUAAUAAAAAGUGUGUGCUAUGUAAGAAAGUAUUUAAGAAUGAAAAAUCCAAAAUCAAAUUUCAUAAUUGCGGUUGUGUUGUACAUUACGAAUGUUUUUAUAAGAAUAAUAAGGUUAUCAAUGAUAAAAUUUUAUGUCCCGAGUGUCCUCCUCUUCUUACUCAACCAAAGCGGUAUCACAUGUGCACUCCAAAUUUUAAUAUUGGAUCUUCAUCACGGUCAUCUUUCAAACAUAGAGAAAAAAAUACUUCAACCAGCAGCAGAUGUGAGAGAGUUCGAAGCCAUGAUGGGAGAAGUCGAGGCGGAGCCGACUCCUUAAAAUCCGUAUAUGUGGAUCACUCGCUGCGCCAUAAUUCAAUGAAUAAAAUGAGUGUGCAUCAACCUGAAGAGGAAGAUGAGGAACACGGUGUAGAUGAAGAUGACGACGAUGAUGAUAGUAGUGUUGAUGAACGUGAAGACCAGAACCAGAAUGAGGAGAAAGAAAAAGAUGAAUAUGUCAAAGACGACGAUGAUGAAGACAGCGAUGAAGGCGGCGAAGAAGAAGAAAAUGAUGAAGAAGGUGACGAUGAAGAUGGCGAUGAUGACGAAAACAACGACGACAAUGAUGAUGAUGAUGAUGAUGAUGAUGAUGAUGAUGAAGAUUAUGGUAAGGACGAUGAUGAUGACGGAGACAAUGAUAGUGAAGACGACGAUGAAGAUGAUGAUAAAGACGAUGAAGAUGAAGAUGACGAAGACAAUGAUAGCGAAGACGAAGAUAAUGAUAGUGAAAAUGACGAUGGUGAAAACCACGAUGAAGAAGACGAUAGCGAUGAAAACGAUGAUGAUGAUGAAGACGACGACAAUGAAGAUGACGACGAGGAUGAUAAUGAUGGUGAUUAUGCAUGAUGACUCAGAAGAAUAACAAUUUAUUGUAAUUUAAAUUUCGAGAAUUAAAAAGAUUAAAAUUAUUUUGUAUACGUUAUUAUUUUGUGGAGGCUUAUUAAUGGAUAAAUGUUUGGAGUUUAUAUUUCAAGUUCU